This is a messenger RNA of Saxophila tyrrhenica, 690 nucleotides long. RefSeq lists its product as uncharacterized. NCBI's taxonomy places the organism in Eukaryota, Fungi, Ascomycota, Dothideomycetes, Mycosphaerellales, Extremaceae. The record is from RefSeq and is a predicted model, not a curated record. The transcript is spliced from 3 exons. Gene Ontology annotation, biological process: regulation of DNA-templated transcription. Gene Ontology annotation, molecular function: zinc ion binding; DNA-binding transcription factor activity, RNA polymerase II-specific. Bases 1 to 690 code for a protein of 229 amino acids.
AUGAGCUCGUCUCAGCACAUCCUACUCGCGCCGGCGGGAGCAGGGGAUUCCUCUGGAGGCGCUUCAGGUCAGAAUCCGCAACAACAGCCUCCAAACCCUGGAUCCAAACCAAAGCGAACUCUCAUCGAAAGUGCGUGUUCAGCCUGCCGAAGACGGAAAUCAAAGUGCGAUGGACACCGACCGGUGUGUUCCCGGUGCUCUGCGCUCAAGACUCACUGUACCUACGAGGCUCAAGAAGGCGAGAGCCGCUGGUCCGCGCUCCGGCGGCGAAAGAAAGAUGUCGAGAGCGACAAGGACGAUCUGACGGAACUCUUGACUUACCUACGGGACGCGGAGGAACCAGAGGCCACGGACGUCUUUCACCAGAUUCGCAGCAGCGGCUUCGACAAUAUCCUGCGAGUCAUCCGACACGCGCGACAGGACGGCCAUUCUAUCGCGACGUCGCCGUUGAGUCAAGCUGCUUCGCCGGGCAUGAGCCACCAGCAACGCUUGCCUUCGAUCCGCUCCAUGCUCGACACCACUGGUUCAACGGAGGGCAACACGGGACCCGCACCGCCAACAGCUCCACGUCGAGUCCCGUCCAUGUCGUCCGAUGGCAGCGCCGGCAGCGCCGGCAGUGCCGACUCGAACGUAUCGGGUGCCUCCGCCUCGUCUGGGUUGGGUCUCGGUCCUGGCUUACCGUCUGGCUGA